UGUACAGCAUUCAGUAUACAAUGGAGAAUGCCUCGGCAGCAUGCAAGCACGAUCACUGGAUAUACUGUCUAUUACGCCGAGGUCAAGGCUGAUAAACCAAUUAGACAGCGGUCCCAUGAUGUUCCUCUCAGCCUGGACAUGCUCAGCACAGGUCAAGUGGAUGGGCAAGCAAUUUUUGAAGUCGUUAUUGGAGAUUUGAAGCCAGGUACCCUCCACCGUGUGAGUGUUGGAGCUUAUGGCUGGGCAGGAAAAGGCAUACCCAGCAUGCCCAGAAAUAUUACAACUUUGUCACAAGAUAAAUGUAUGCCUCCAGAUCCACCUUAUCAGCCUCAAGUAAUUGUUGUUUCUGACUCAGAAGUUGCUUUGUCAUGGAGACCAGGACCCAGUGAAGGAAGUUCCCCAAUUCAGUACUACACAGUGGAGUAUAUCAGGCCUGAUCUUGAUGCCAACUGGACAGAAAUUAGAGAGCAGAUCCAGAUGGACUCCAUGGUUCUGAAGGGGCUAACUCCAAACAGCAACUACCAGUUUGCAGUGCGAUCAUCAAAUUCCUACGGAACCAGUCUACCCAGUGCUCCCAGCGAUAUAGUCAGGAUGUUCAGUCCAGAGGAGCUAGGGAGUGGAAGCUAUGGGCAUCGGUAUAUCACAGACUCUGGAAAUGGCGACGAUGAUGGAAUUGAUAUUGAUGAUUCAGACUAUGACAUUUACAUUGAUGAGCUCAAACCACUUCCUGCUAUCAAAGGAGGCAACAGGAAGUUUUUCGUUGAAACGAAGAUCACACCAGAGGCAAAUGCAAGGCUUCUUUCCCGGUUGCGUGCCACUACUCCAUAUCCGAUUGCUUCCCCUUCAACGAUGACACCUCUGCCACGUACCACCACUGCUACCAGCACACCUCGUAAAGCCAGCAGGAAGAGCGAGGUGGCUUCAGUGGUACGGCAGUCUGAUCUUUCCUGCGACGAGACCAUCUGCUCGACUGAGAGCUUUUGUGUCAAUGACUAUGAACGGAGCGGCUCUCGCUGUCACUGCAACCUUGGCAAAGGAGGGGAUAGUUGUUCAGAAGAUGUUAAUAUUCAAUAUCCUCAGUUCUUCGGCUAUUCAUAUGUCACCUUUGAACCUCUCAAAAAUUCCUAUCAGACAUUCCAAAUCACUGUUGAAUUUAGGGCCGAAGCAGAGGAUGGGUUGCUUCUAUAUUGUGGAGAAAAUGAGCAUGGGCGUGGUGAUUUCAUGUCAGUGGGAAUUGUCCGACGAAAUGUUCAGUUCCGGUUCAACUGUGGCACUGGAAUUGCAGUAAUUACCAGCGAGAAUAGAAUUAAACUGGGCAGUUGGCACAGUGUAACUAUAUUCCGAAAUGGAUUGGAAGGUUGGCUGAGACUGGAUAACUACCCUCCAGUUUCUGGUAGAUCUCAGGGUCAAUACAGCAAAAUUACUUUCCGGACCCCUUUCUACCUUGGAGGUGCUCCUACAGCCUACUGGCUUGUGAGGUCUGCAGGAGUCAAUCGUGGCUUUCAAGGUUGCGUUCAGUCACUUAUUGUCAAUGGAAAGAUGAUUGACAUGCGUCCGUGGCCUUUGGGGAAAGCUCUCAGUGGCGCAGAUGUAGGUGAAUGCAGCAGUGGAAUUUGUGAUGAAGCUUCCUGCAUAAAUGGUGGCACUUGCACAGCAAGUAAAGCAGACCGCUAUAUCUGUCUUUGCCCACUUGGAUUUAAAGGUCGCCAUUGUGAAGAAGCUUUUCCCCUCAUCAUUCCUCAAUUCAAUGCAACUUUGAAAUCCUUUGCUACCGUCCCCUGGCCUUUAGAACCACAGAACUAUCUUUCUUUCAUGGAAUUUGAGAUUACAUUUUGGCCAGAUUCAGAGGAUGGGGUCCUUUUGUAUAGCUAUGACACAGGCAGCAAAGACUUCCUGUCAGUUACCAUGGUGAACAGCUAUGUGGAGUUCAGGUUUGAUUGUGGUUCAGGAACAGCUGUCAUCAGGAGUGAAGAACCCAUCAGUUUGAACCAGUGGCAUGAGCUCAAAGUGUCUCGCACUGCAAAAAACGGCAUAUUACAAGUUGAUCAGCAGAGACCAAUGGAAGGAAUGGCAGAGGGAGCUUUCACACAGAUUAAAUGCAAUCCGGACAUAUUCAUUGGUGGACUACCAAAUUAUGAUAAUGUGAAGAAGAACGCUGGUGUCCUAAAACCCUUCUCUGGAAGUAUUCAAAAGAUUGUUCUGAAUGACCGGACAAUAGACAUGAAGCAGGAUCUCACAUUGGCGAUCAAUCUGGAGAAUGCAGUUCAUCCUUGUGUCAUGGCCCCUUGCGCCAACGGAGGGUCAUGUGUGCCAAAGAAAGACAGCUAUGAAUGUGAUUGCCCUUUGGGCUUUGAUGGACAACAUUGCCAGAAAGCUGUUAUGGAAGCCAUUGAAAUCCCACAGUUCAUUGGCCGCAGCUACCUCACAUACGACAAUCCAGAUAUUCUUAAAAGAGUAUCAGGUUCAAGAACAAAUGUAUUUAUGAGGUUUAAGACUACACUAAUGGACGGUCUCUUGCUGUGGAGGGGGGACAGCCCCAUGAGACCCAACAGUGAUUUCAUCUCUCUAGGCCUUCAGGAUGGUACUUUGGUCUUCAGCUAUAAUCUGGGCAGUGGUGUUGCUUCCAUAGUAGUGAAUGGCUCUUUCAAUGAUGGCCGAUGGCAUCGAGUUAAGGCAGUCCGGGAUGGACAGUCUGGUAAGGUGACAGUGGAUGAUUACGGUGCUAGAACUGGCAAAUCACCGGGAAUGAUGAGACAGUUGAAUAUCAACGGGGAUCUUUAUGUUGGUGGAAUGAAGGAGAUAGCACUGCAUACCAACAGACAAUACAUGAGAGGACUGGUGGGCUGCAUUUCCCACCUCACACUUUCCACCGAUUAUCACGUUUCUCUGGUUGAAGAUGCAGCGGACGGGAAGAACAUUAACACUUGUGGGACAAAGUAACAUGGUUUUUACAGAGAGGAGCCUUUCUUACCCCAACACCAGAAACAAUAAAAAGACUGAUCUUGCAUACUGAGGAGCCCCUUGGAGCAAGGCCUGGACACAAGAACCAAAACUUAAACAGAAAUCUCAAAAAGGGGACCACUUCCUAUGUUCCUUUCCUUUGGAUCCUGUGCUCUCAUAGUCUUGCUGAGCACUUCAGAGCGGGAGCAUCACACUUCAACUACUAGUUGUAAUUAAGAGUACAGUCCAGCAAAUCCCCUACCUUCUUAUUUAUGGUUGGUGCUUUUCCAGCUGGGGCCCAUGCAUAAACAUGUACACAUCAUUGCCGGCUCUGUCAGCCAGUAUCCGAUUUCAAAUGUGUCCAGUUGGUAAGAGCCACUUGAAUUUGCCAGCAGCCAACUCGAGCAUGAAAUAAACGAGAUAGGCAUGGUUAGCAAGGUACCCUGACUAUGGAGACUUGUGAACAGAAACAACAUCUGCCUUACCUUCUACAGUUCAUUGCAAGGAGAAGCCUGAGUCCUCCGUCUGCAUUUUCCCACGGCUCUGCUCUUGGUUUCCAGUCAUCUCUCAAUACUUCUCCUUUAGUAAGGCCUGUCCAGCAUGAGAGGGUAGAUCAGUUGGAGUUGUUCGCCUGCUGUGAGAAACUUGAGUGCAAUAAAUUGCAGUACGGUUAGGCCAGCGCUACCAGCCGCCAUGACUGCUAAAUCACCUAGUCUGUUGGAUUUGCACUCCUCUGCUUUAAGAGUUCUGCCACUCCACGAGGCACUGAGAGGACCCCCUUCUACUGCCUCAACACGAGCUUCAUCAAUGGGGGCUAGCAGGGGGACACAGCAGAUCAAAUGGUCAAUUUCUGGAUUGUUAAGCAUCAGAUUAUUAAUUUGGGUCUCUUUAUAAUGACCUUGGGAACUGUACGAGGAAAUAGAUGCAUUAUAGAGAACUAUCGUGCUGGGAAGACAGUGUUCAGAUUUCUACACACACUGGGUUUACGUAUAUCUGGAGAACAUCCAUGCAAACCCUGCUCCCUAAAACUGAUAUGGUACAAUACAAGAACAGGCGUAACCAUAUGAAAUGGCACUUGGAUAGACUACGUCACUUCCUUUUCUUCGCCCCCCUCCCCCUACGAACAGAGGCAGAGAAAACUAUUUUGUGUUCUUUAGUUCUCUAGUCUGGGGAAGGGUGAGGAUGGUGUUUGUGUGAUGUUGCUAAAGAAAUUACCAAAAUCUGAAGAAUUCUUUUAUGUUUGGGACAGAAUUUGAGAACUACAAAUUUGAAUUGGGGCUGAGAUGGGAGAGCCAUAUGUCCAUCCAGGUCCUGGGUUUCAAGAGCUUAGAUGUUGGUAUCCCUGUGUAUUCAAUCAUGUUGAUGCUAAAUUAGGAAGGCCACUCCCCCCUGUCUUUAAUGAGAUGUUCUUCCUCCUUAGCGUCUAUCUAGCAGGCUGGGGCACCACAAUUGAUUCCACAGUGUACCAUAUGAACUGGGCUGCUGCAGAGGGUUGACAGAUCCUUUCAGCUUGUUUUCAAGGAAAAUGUGGCAAAAUUAGUAAACGUCUUUAUAUCUUAAAUGAGGGGAGGGGAACUACCCUCAAGAUUUCAAAAGAAAUCAAAUAUGAGGGAAUGUGAAACUGAUUCUGUAUGUCAAUGGCCAGACAUAAAACUCAUAGUCAGCCCUGGGUGGUGGGGGUGGUAGGAUGAUACUCUGCAGGGGCACUGGGGGCUUUGGAAAGACCAUCUUGCUGACUAGCAGAUCAGUGUACAAAUAGUGUUGUAGCAGAAUGCCAGUGCUAUGAUUUUAUAAACAUUUUCUUUUCCAGGCUAAGAAAUAAUAUUGAAAAUGGCAAUCUUUAUAGCUUGCAAUGACACAGUGACUGUACCAGCCAACCAACUCUGUUGCAUACGUUAAAAGAGUUGUAUUUAUGCAUUCCUUUAUCCUAUUAGCCUCAACAAGAAAAGUUAAUAUAUUUAUAACUCCACUCCUUUCCCAGGUAAAACUAUCUGCAAGAGUUAACUUCUUUCCAGGUUAUGCUAUUUUCAGAAAACAAUGGUUCUUAAUAUUUUAAACCUAUUUUUUUUAAUUACAAGCAGUGAGUAUCAACCACCACAUUUUAUAGCACUGAUUUUGUACUUGUAUAUUUUUAUAUAGGAGCAGCUACGACAUUGUUUGGGUAGAUAAUUUUGCAAAAGAAUUAGGUUCUGACCCAUUUAGCAUGCUGUAUGUCUUUCCCGGAAGGAACAAGAAAAGUACAGUGAGGCAAAAAGGUUGCAUUUUUGCUUAUUCUGUGAUUUCAGUGGAAGUACUUGUGAGAUUUAACAGGUUUUACAGUCUUUUCUGGGUGUAUGUGUGUAUAAAUUCAGACAGCAAAAAACAUGCAUUAUUGAAUCUAUUCUGGCUUGAAAACAUUGAAAAUAUGUUUAAUUGAGUUCUACUGUGACAUUUUGGCAUCAAGGGUUGUUUUUUACACAGAAUCUGGGCAACAUUAAGUACUGAAGAUUUAUUUUAUGACUAGUGAACUUCAAUAAUAUUAUUUUAUGACUAGUGGACCUCAAUAAUUUUCCCAAGUGCACCCCAAGGAGAGAAAGUUUAUGAACCUCUGGAAUAGUGUUGCAACAAGAGGGUAUUAUUGCUACUACAAAUUCAUGGAGCUUUCUAGGGUCAGACAUUAUUCUUCCCGUGAUUCUGCACACAGAUGGAAUUAAAUAAAGCUUAUUCCUAAGGAAAAGUAUAUAUAAGUAUCUGAAAAGUGUGUAACAAAAUACAUUUAUUGAAGUUCAUGACAGUAUUCUAGCAAAAUUCAUAAUGCACGGGCAUUACAGAGAAAAAGCAGUACAUUGCCAUACAAAUAGCCAGGCGAAACAGCUUUUGGUUCAUGCUAAAUUCAGUAUAUUAGUACUACAUAAUUUAUAUAGCUUCAGUCUCUCCUCCAUAGCUGUAUUUUUCCAAUAUUA
Messenger RNA from Pogona vitticeps (central bearded dragon), 5882 nucleotides. The record is from RefSeq and is a predicted model, not a curated record. Lineage: Eukaryota; Metazoa; Chordata; Lepidosauria; Squamata; Agamidae.